AUGGCACCACCAACAUUUUUAACAAUAUUUAAAGAUGUUUAUCUUAGACAACAAGUAUUUAGAAAUGUAGAAAACAUAUCAAAACAAAUACACAUUAGUAAAGGAUACAGAACAUCUAGAAAAGGUAGAGAUAUUAUCAAGUUGCUUCAUCUAGAGAUGAUAUCUACAUUUGCAUUGCCAUGGGACUUUAUCAAACACUACUUGCCACCAAGUAGUGAUCAACUAUUGUUAAAGAGAAGAGUACAAGUGAUCAAUAGAUACUGUGAACAUCGUAAUGCAACCUAUGAAACAUUUAAACAGUUGUUGGAAUGGUCACCUGAUUAUGAUCCUCUUCAACUCGACCAUUACGCCGGAUGUUUCAUUGCUAUCAUUAGAAGUGGACAUGAAGAUAUCGUUAAACAUCUCCUCACCCUCUUUCCAGACCAAAUACCACUACUCAAGACUAUUGAUGUGGCUGCUCAACAAGGACACCUUUCAUUGGUUCAAUUCCUAUUUACUCAACCUGGUGCCACCUACUCUGCCGAUGCUCUGAACAAUGCCGCAAAGAAUGGUCAUCUUGAAAUCGUAAAGUACCUCGUUGAACAAAAAGGUGCAAAGAUUUCCGAUAAAGCAAUCAAUUCUGCUUCUUUUGGUGGAUAUUUAGAUAUUCUCAAAUUUUUAGAUUUACAUUUUAAAGGACAAUGUAAAAGAUCGAUUACAUCGGCUGCGACAAACGGACAUUUGGAUGUCAUCAAGUAUAUCGAUGCCAAUCGACAAGAUCCAACCAAUGCAGAUGCAAUGAACCGUGCUGCUGGUGCAGGGUUUUUGGAUAUUGUACAAUACCUACAUCAAAAUCAUACAGAGGGUUGCACAACCGCUGCCAUGGAUGAUGCUGCACUUGGAGGACACUUUGAAAUAGUUAAAUGGUUACAUGAAAAUCGUAGUGAAGGUUGCAGUACCAAAGCAAUGGAUCACGCCGCCACUUUGGAAAUUACUAAAUUCCUUCAUUACAAUCGCACAGAAGGUUGUACAGAGCAUGCAAUCGUCCAAGCUGCGAUCAAAGGUCGAUUAGAUAUUAUCACAUUUUUAAAUGAUAAUAGAACUGAAGGUUGCACUCAAAAGGCUAUUGACUGGGCUGCUUCAAACAAUCAUUUUAAUGUUGUAAAGUAUUUAGGAGAAAAUAGAAGUGAAGGAUGUUCAAGUGCAGCAAUUGAAAAUAUUACAUAUAAUCAAAAUGGUGAUUUGGAGAUGAUUAAAUAUUUGUGUAGUCGUCUUGGUGCAACUGUCUCUAAAAAUGCAAUCAACUAUGCCUGUGAACACGGGAGAUUGGAUAUUAUUGAAUACUUUGAUCAACACUGUACACUUUCAAAUGAUGUUUGGACAAUCAAUGCUUUGGAUAGAGCUGCUGGAUACAGUGGCAAUUUUGAAAUCACAAAGUAUUUGCACGAGAAUCGUACCGAGGGCUGCUCUGCCUUGGCAAUGGACAAUGCUGCGUGGAGGGGUGACUUGGAAAUGGUUAAAUGGUUGCACGAGAAUCGUACAGAGGGCUGUUCUACCGAAGCCAUGAAUCUAGCAACAUCUAGAGGCAAUUUAGAGGUAUUGAAAUGGUUACACCACAAUCGUACCGAGCGUUGUACUACCAGUGCCUUGAUUUGUCAUCAAGACGAUGUACCAGUUUGUGAAACCAUCCAAUACCUCUUUGACCAAAAACUAAUCACAAAGAAUCAAAUCAAGAAAUACAUACAACAAGAGAAUUCUUUGUAUUUUGAAGUUCAAAAGUUAAUCUGUGAUUUUGCAAAUAGUGAAGAUUAG
This is a messenger RNA of Cavenderia fasciculata, 1791 nucleotides long. RefSeq lists its product as uncharacterized. Gene Ontology annotation, molecular function: protein binding. The record is from RefSeq and is a predicted model, not a curated record. The transcript is spliced from 3 exons. The coding region runs from base 1 to 1791 and encodes 596 amino acids. Lineage: Eukaryota; Evosea; Eumycetozoa; Acytosteliales; Cavenderiaceae.